AUGUUGGAAACUAUACUACAGAGACUGCUUGGAAGGUAUUUGGAACCAUAUGUAUAUAACUUGAGUCGUGAGAAUUUAAGACUUGGAGUAUUAUCAGGGAAUUUGGUAUUGGAGAAUUUAAAACUGAAAGAAAAUCUUGGUGAUAUUUUACAUCUUCCAUUAUCAAUAGUUUCUGGUCAAAUUGGUCAUGUUUCUAUUACUAUACCUUGGACUUCCUUAGGUUACAAGCCUUUGGUAAUAAAGCUCAAAGAAAUACAUGUUGUAGUAAGACCAAAAGAUUAUGGUGAUGUAGAUGAGGAGACUUUAAGAAAGGAACUCAGAGAAGCAAAAGAAAAGUUGAUUCAAUUUAAAGAGAAGCGUUUAAACGAGCGUUUUUUGAAUGGAGAGUUAUCCAAUUCGAGCAAUAAUCCAAAUGAAGUUCCGAAAAGUACUGGGAAUCUACCUAAGGAGCACGGAAAAGAGCUUAAUAAUGGUACUAAUAAUAAUAGUGGUAAGGAUUCUCAAUCUUUAGCAGGAGGUUCAGAAGACACAAAUAAUUCAGCAAAUGGGACCAAUUUACUUUGGAGAAUAAUUAAGAAGAUAGUUGCAAAUAUUCAAUUGGAGAUUCAAGAUAUCCACGUUUGUAUGGUAGGGUUUCAGUCAAAUGAUGAGAAGCUUGUUAUAAACCACUCAAGAAGUACAAGAAGUGAUAUCAUUAUGGGAGUUAUGAUUAAGUCAGGUUUUGUAGUAACAGCAGAUUCUUUUGGUAAUCGGAAUACAAAUUCCCAGAGCUCUGGGAACCAGAAAUUGGAUGAUCCAAACGCUCUCUACAAAAUCAUUGAGAUUAAUGAAGUUGGUAUUUAUAUUGGUCAGUACUUUCCAAACUCUUUCAACUUUAAUUCCAGGAGAGGAAGAGGGUUGAAAGAGUUGGAUUCUCAAUUUAGUGCUGGACAUCAUCAUCACUCUCGUAGUCAUACUCAUAGUCAUAGUCCUAAUCAUAGUCCUAAUCAUGGCCUUAUUCAUAGCCCUACUCAUAGCCCUACUCAUAGCCCUACUCGUAACUCUACUCAUAGUCCUACUCGUAAUUAUGGUAAAGGCCAGGUGAAAAAUGAAAAACCAAGCUAUGAAAUGGUGAACAUAGUGAACGUGAGAAAUAAAUUACUUGAGACUUAUCAAGAGAAAAAUUUAAAUGACAAAAGUACAAUUAAAGCCUUAGAAUCAAAGUAUUUGUUAAUAUAUGAUGAUAAUGAUUCCCAAAAGAGCUUAGGAGCCUGGAGACUUGAGUAUAUUUUGAAGCCCUUAACGUUUCACCUGAAUAUUUCUCAUUCACCAGUAAAUAACGAACUUAAAGGAAUACUUCAGGUACAUAGUAUAACUGAGCAUACAAUCAUUUUAAGAAGAAGCCAUCUAAGACCAAUCAUUUUUAGUUUACAAAGUUUAAAUGAGAGACAAGAAAGGUAUCGUGAAAUUUUAAUGAAAAAUUCUCAUCUUGUGAAUUUAGAUCCAGUUUCUCUCAAAACAACAACUCAAGAUGAGUACAUUUCCUUGUACUCAAGAAAGUUAAGAUUAGAGGCUAUUAGGCUAUACAAUAAUGAAGGUAACGAAGCCAAUUUCUUUGGAGUUGUAGUUCAACCUCUAAAUGAAGAGGAACUAUCUAGACUACAAAUUCUUGAUGAUGUAUUAAGUGUUAGGCAUAUAACUAAAUGGAGAUGCAAAGCAAAAGAAGCUAUUAACAGGAUUAUUAUUGAGGCAUCUUCUAGAAAGAAGUUAAGAAAUAUCUCCUCUGAUGCAAAAUCACUUCAAAUGGAAAACGGAAAUUUGAUAGUUAAUAGUGCCUCUGGAAUAUCUAAGACAGACAGAGAAGGAACUCAUGGAAAUAACUUAAUUAUUGGAGCCAGAAAUAACUCUGAAAGUAUUGGUAACAACACAUCCUGGACACAAUGGGCAAUUGGAAAGAUUAUCGGAACAGGAACAAAAGGUGGUGAUAAUAAUGCUUAUAAGGAUUCUGCUAUGGGAAGAGAUAUAUCUUCCUCCCCGAGUUAUAUGAUGCAUCAAAGAGGUAUAUAUUCUGAAGGUGAUUUUACUGUAUCUUCUAAUAAUGGACUGAUCACAGAAGAAGAAAUGGAUGUAAUAAUGACAGCUGUUACAAAUGAAAAGUAUUUUGAGAAAAUUGAAACUCCUACCAAAUUUUCAAUCACUUUUGGAUUGGCAUAUUUUGGUAUAACAGUCUUUGAUGAUGUUACUAAGCCAAUACUUGGUGAUAUUAAGUCGGAUUUAUCCACUAAUUUCUACAAUCAAAUGAAUAUUAAUGAUAUUAAUACAAAUAGAAACAUUAAUAUAAAGUUUAUGGAAUCUAUUCCUAACCCUUCUAUAGAAUCAGCAUAUCUAUCUUUAAAGCUUCACGAAUUAUAUAUACAAUUUAACAUACAUUCAGUGAUUGAUAGGAAUGACAAAGAUUGUUAUGAUUGGAAUUUUUCUACUUACAUUAAUAAUUUGUCUCUUUAUCAUUUUAAAAAAAGAAUUCUUUUUUUCAAUAACAAUCAUGGAAGUGAUAUAAUUAGUGAAAAAAAAGCUAAAGACAAUGAAAAAGCGACCAAUAAUAUGGAGAGUGGAAGAGGAGAAAUUAAGACUCCUUCUAUUUAUAAUUUAGGGUCAAUAUUACGUACUAUUUCAGGAAUUGAUUCAAAGAACUCAGGAACUAAUGAAAAAGAUGGGAAAAGUUGUAAUUAUAUUGAAAAUAAUCAAUUGAAUAGUUCAUCUUCAAUAUUUAUCUACUUUACCCACAAUGUAAGCCAUGAAGGAAAUUCUCUAAAGUUUGUGUUGAAAGUUAGUCCUUUAGAGAUCUUCAUUACACCACACUUUGUUUCUGAUAUUUAUUCUUUGAUCUAUUUAUAUAAUUCUGUAAUCAUUAUUCCAGAAAAGAUUCAAAAAGAAAAAGAAGAUAUUUUGAAUUCAGACUCUAGAUUUUGUGACCAAAGAUAUUCAAAGAAUAUUCAUGGUAAAGAGAAAAACUUUUAUCAAAUUAAUAAAGAAAUAGUUAUUGGGAAUCAAAAUCAAAUUGAAGAUUCUGAUGAAUUUGUUGAGAAUCUUCUUGAGAAGAGUCAUAAUGUAAGAUACUUAUCAUCAAAUAAUUCUUUUCCCGAUUAUAUACAUUUUGAUAUAGAAAUAUCUUCUCCAAUAUUUCACAUAAUUUCUAGUGACUUUGAAGACCAAGCAAAUUCUCUUUCUUCUAUUCAGAUAUUUCUUGGAAACUGUUUUAUUAAUACAAGAACCAUAUGUGAGCUUAAUAAGUUGGAUAUUUCAGUGGAAUUUUCAAAUACUCAAAUUAAGUACCUUAAUUACUUGAAGAAGAAUUUAAAGGUAGAUAGUCAUGAUCUAGAGAAAUUAAAACCUAAUAUAUUAAAUUUGAGCCCAGAUAAUUCUCAUAUUAAUGAAUUAAAAGAAGAUUCUGAAUCUAUUAUUGAUGGUUUUAAAUUGAAUAAAGAGUUUACAAUUCUUCAUCCUAUUCCAGUUUUACUUAACACAAUCAUUUACAAUCAGAAGAAAGAGGAGAUCAGUUCUGAAAAAGACAAUCUUUCAAUCAUUAUAAAAUGCAACUUACAACAGUUUAUUUUGACUAUAAAUGACGAUACAAUCAAGUAUAUGAUGCAUAUCCCUCUAUCUUUUUAUAAUUCAUUGUCUUUGCCUAUGUUAAUGGGCUACUAUUAUCUUCCACCUGAUACCUUAUAUACAAGAAAGUUCUCAAGAUCUAAGCAUAGUGAUCAUUUAACUGGAGACCAAUCAAGACAAUCUUUUAAGAAAUUAAAAAUAUUAGAUAAUAAUUCAGACUUUUCAAAUAGAAAAGAUUUACCUAAAUCACCAAAGCCAGAUGUUUUAGUUAAGAACGAUCAAAAUAAUCAUAUUCAAGGAAUGGAGGAAAAUCCUAAAGAAGUUCAGUCAAAAAUAGCUAAGAACGUGCUUCUUUUGAUGAAUAAAACAAUGAAAAUUGAAUGCUUUAUCAAAUCUGACAUAUUUAGCUUUACAAUUCUUUCAAAUGAUAAAGAAACUGAUCUAGUACAGGGAUCUAUUAAGGGUAUCUCAAGUUACUUAUCUUUUGACUCUACAGAUUCAAUUUAUCAAGGAAAGAUCAAUCUAUACAGAGCUUUGCUGUAUUCUUCAUACACUAGGAAACCAUUUCUACUUACAGUUUCUGAAUAUGAUCCAGUAAUCUCAGAUAUUUCUGAGAUAUACAAGAACUUGGACAAAAAAUCCCUAGUUACUAUGAAUCAUUCUGAAAAGAUCCAGAACCUGACUCAGACUCAAAGCCUAACUCAAACCCAAAAUUCCAGGAAUUCUGAACAUAACAAUUGUUUGGAGCAGUCAUCAUUUGAUAAUGACAAUGCUUUUGAAGAUGCAAUUGAAGAUUAUGAUAGUACUCUUGAAAUCUUCUUUACUUUAAAUGGGAAUAACAUUGAUGAAGAUUUACUAGAAGUUUCAAUAGUAUCCUCUCCAAUAGAGUUUUAUUGGGAUAAGCCUACAAUACUAAGCUUAAUAGACUGUGUAAAGUCUUACCAAAAAGAAGUUUCAGAAAUUGCUCAAUUUCACUUAAAAACUAUGGACAAGAUUUACUAUUUGAAUAAGUUCUACUAUACUUGCAUAGAAGCAGGAUUGGUGAAUGAUAAUGAAAUUACUUCAAUUUAUGGUAAUACAUUUAGACUUUGUGAUCUUGAUUACUAUGGGAAAUUACAAUUUAUGAUAAAUAUGAGAGAAUUUUUAAUUCAGUCAGGCAUAAAUAAUGAAGAAUUUAAUAAAUUUGAUAAAGAGGAUUCAUAUCCUCAAAGUUUACUAGAUGAGUUCCAAAUUAAUGGAAGACUCUUUGGAGAACAAGAAUUAAAAAAGGAGUUAAGAUUCAUAUUAGCUAACUUGGAUAACCAAAAUAGCUGGAUUCAUUGUAUGAUUCUAAUGCCCCCAAGAUUUAGUUUUUUACAUAUUCAAAGAGUUUACCUGUUUUUGCAUGAUUUAUAUUUUUUAUCACAUAAUUCCAAUAAUAGCAAAGAAAGUGGUUUAGAUUCCAUAAUGUGUAACUCCUAUUUAAGUCCAACAUUAAGCAGAAUUUCCUUAAAUAAGAAUAGAAAAUCCUUUGCAUCUGGUUCAAACACUAAUACAGAUUUCUCUGAGGAUGCUUCAAUGGAAUAUCAUCUUUCUCGUGAUCAAGAUAAGGAUAGUGAUCAUAAAUGUAAUGGUGAUUUUAAAAUGAAUAAAAAUUCUUCUUUUGAUCCUUCUUCGGAGUACCUAAACAAUGAUUACGAGUAUUACUAUCAAGAUUGGAUGUUCUCUGGUCUAUUUGAUCCAGACUUAGAUGAAUCUAAUUUCAAUAUUGAAAGUGACAAAGUUGGGUUACCAGAAUUCUCUUUUAAUAUUGACACAUCAAAAAAGAAGGGAUACCAAAAUAAAGAUGAUAAGUCUAUAAUAACUAAUUCUUAUAAAAAAAGUCCAAAAAUUAGAAUAACUCAUAUUAUUAAAGGUGGAUCUUUAUCUAUGAUCAAAGAUGAGAAAAUUUACAUUACGGCAGGAGUUAAUAAUAUCUGUAUUUGUAUGGAUACAUUUAGUACUGGAGACAAAAUGAUAAAGAUCUCAGUGAAUAACUGUUCACUUACUAUCAAUAAUAAAUGUAUCUUAACUAGACACUUCAAUCCUGAUUCAGAAGACUCAAAUGAAAGUAAUCCACUCUUACUUAUGUAUAUUAAUUUGUACAAUAAUUUAAAGAACAGUUCUAAUAAUAAUUAUAAUAAUAAAAAUUAUAAUUUUGAUACUAAAAAUAAUAGCAAUACUGAGGAUGAAAACUAUAUUGAAGAUUACAAAGUCAAUGAUUUUCAAGAUGAAUACAAAGAUGAGCUUAAUAUAGCCUUAAAAUGUUAUAUGGAUUCCAUAUGUUACAUAUUAUAUUCUAAAGAUGUUCUGGAAUUUGUAGAAUAUAUUAAUGAUGGUAUUUUGGAUACUCUUAUUAGUAAAUCUUACAAGGUUGCAAAAGAUAUGACAGCAAAAAAAGUCUUCUUAUAUUACUUAUCCAUUAAUAAUUCAGUAAUAAAGCUGCCAGAAAACCAUCCAAUUUCUCAUGAUUUGCAAAGUUUCAAUCAAAAAGAUGAAUUUCAAGACAAUUUUGAUAUUAUUGAAAGUUAUGUGAAUCCAAUGGAUGUAUUUGAUGAAACUUUAAAAAGAUACAAAGAUACUUUACAGGAUCUUUUACAUGAAAUGUACAUAGAUUCUAAGAGACGAGUUAUUGAGACAGAAGAUCUAAAAAAUGAUCAUAUUAUUAAUGAUUCAAUUAAAAAAAAUAUAAAAGAUUUGAAUUCAAAAUAUUCAAGUAUAGAUAAUACAGAAAUUUCAAACUAUAUAUUAUCUAGAGUUAAUAAUAGAGAAUCUUUGUUUUUAUUAGAGAAGUCUAUCUCAGACUACCCAAGAUUCAAGACUAUAUUGUAUGAUGUGGAAUUAUUUGAUGAUACCCAGUCUUAUUGUGAGAUUACUACAAGAAAUAUUAAGGUAUAUAAUAAAUUAGUAGAUAACUCCAAUUUAAUUCAACAAUUUUACAAUAUUCAAGAGGAAAAGAAUAAGAAUAAUAAAGAAAGAUUAUUCUUUGAAUCUUCAAAUGAGAGGAUUUGGACUACUAUAUUGAUAAUUAAUCAGGGUAUUUUGGACAUUUUUGAAAAGGAAGGAGGAUCUGAAGCUAUUCAAGGAAGAGUUUUACCAGAUUUGAAUGCUUUAGUUGAAUUUGGUUCUACUAAGAGUUUUCCAGAUAUGAGUAUUGGAAGAAUACUUUGUGAUUUAAAGAAUUUGGAUUAUUCAAAUCAAUUUAGUAAAGAGAUCUCUUUAUUAAGUGUGAGCAUGUCUCCUUUAGAACUAAGCCUAUCUCGUCAACAACUUACUUUUAUUCUUAAUGUAAUAUCAGAGAAUCUUCUCAAUCAAAAGGAUCAAAAAAGAGCUUCAUUUACUCAGGUUUUGAAUUCCGGUAGUAAUUUGAAAAUGCCUAAUUUAGAAACAAUUCAAAAUUGUGAUGAGAAAGAAGAAAUUACUUUAAUUGGAGAAGAAAGAUCAAACAUAAAAAGAAAUAACAAAAGAAACAUACUAAUUAAUGUUAGAUUACCCAAACUGUCUUUGGAAACUUCGUUUUCUCAUGCAAGCUAUUCAAAAGAAGGCCUAGAAAGUACUUCUCUUCCAUUAUUGUUGGUGAAACUAAUAGAUUGUGAAAUUAGAUCAAGAUUAUUACACUUUGGAGAAAAUGAUGACUUUACAAGUAUUACAAUAACUUCCAAAAAGUAUCAAUUUGAUGAUAUUCGUUUAACAAGCAACUUAAGAUUUAGAAGAAUAAUCCACGGAUUUACAUUAGGAGAUGUAUUAUGUAAUGAAACUUUAAAAUUAAAUGAUAAAAAUGCCAAUAAUACAAAUAUAUAUAAUAAUUCAAUAAAAGAUACUCUCAAUAUGGUUAAUCAAAAGCUUAAUCAAGAAAAGUGUUCAAUACAAUUCAUCUGUCAGAUUUCCAAUAAAUAUGGUAGUCAUAUUUUACUCAAAGCUUUCAAUCCCAGAGUCUUUUUUGGCUUUAACUGCAUUAUCGACUUUUACUAUUACUUAUCUCAUAGUUGGAGAUCUUCAGCCUUUUCUAAAGUUGUAGUAAACGAAGAUCAAAGAAACCAAGAGAUUAGAAAAUGUAAUUCCUAUGAUUCUAACGAUCCUAAAGAUCCCAAAAUAUUCAAAAAUUCUGGUAAUUUUGGUCAUUUUGAAAAUCCAAAUAAUGAUUUAAAAGAGAAUGAGAACUUCUUGUUUAAAAUGGAUUUCAAAGCAUUGGAAUCUUCCACAAGUAGAUUUUUCAGAGAUAACAAAAAAAAUAUAAUUCAAGAAUUUGAGCUACUUUUAAACAAGAUUAAUGAAAAAUCAGUAUUCAAAUUUGAAUUCAAAUUAGAAAUAGAAAAUGGAAUCUUUGGAUUUACCAGUCAUCCUCAAAAGAAAAUCAAUGCUGAAAAGAUAGAGGAAUUAAAUGAUAAAUUAAUACUUAUUUGGGAAACUAAUAUUGAUUGUAGUAUAACUACUUACUAUAACGAAACAAUCAUUAGAAACUUAAAUCUACUAAAUAGCUUGGUGUACUUUACAGAGAUUCAAAGAGAUGAAUUCAAUACAGAAGAAUUAAAAAGUUCAAACUCAAAAUUAAACUUGAAAAACUUCUCAAAUAGUUUAUUAAAACCCAUUUUUAAAUUUGAUCAGAAUCAUUUAUAUUUACCAAUAACUUAUGAAAUACCCAGAAUUUUUCAAGACAAAAAAAAAAUUAUUAUUGCAGAAUCUUUUAAUAUAAUAACAAGUGGUAGGUAUUUAAGUAACAUCAAAGAUAUACCCGAAAUUUAUUCAACUAUAAUAUCUCUAAGUGAAUUGUUAUUCUUAAUCAAAAUUGAUGGUUUAAAAAUAUCAAUUUCUCCUAUUCUUUCAUCAAUUUUAUUAGAUAUUGCAAAGAAUCUCUUUUCUGAUGGUCCAAGUAUUUCUCCUCUAUAUACUUCUACUUUAAAAAGUGACUCGAUACCUGACAAAGACGAUGGGGGGCUAAUUAAACAAGAAUCUGAAGAUGACCUAGAGGAAAAUAAAUCUAGAAUCAAAACUUUGGGUCCUCCUCCAAUUAGAAGAAUUUAUGAUUUAAAAGUAAGCUUAGACAAUUUUUCUAUUAACUUAAUAAGUGAUCAUAAUGAAAAUAGAGGAAACGUGGAAAAAAGUAAUAGAAAGAAUGAUGAUCAUGAUUAUAAUUUUGAAAAUGAGUUUGGAUAUCUUCCAAUAUUAAAUCUAGAAAUGUCAAUACCUGAAUGGAGAAUUGAAAUCAUACCAAUAAAAACCAAUCAUACAAUUAAGGAUGCUAAUAUAAAGAUAAGUAUAUUGGAUAUAAAUAAUCAGAUUUUGGAACCAAUUUUGGAAAGAUGCCUAUUUUCUGUAUAUUAUUUUUAUGAUCAUUUAAUUCUUUAUGAUCCAUAUGUUAAACCUUUCAAGAAGUCACAUAGAAAGUAUCUUCACUUGACUUUCUCAAAAACUGUUUUAAUCAAUAUAAAACCAAGCAUUCUACAUGCUUUAAUGUCAUAUUUUAACUAUUAUUCUAGUUUUAAAGAUGAACAAGAUUCAAAUUUCACAUACAAUUCUCACAAAAGUUCAUACAAGGAUUAUUCUGAUUUAAGAAGUUUUAAUGAAAAACCUAAAAUCACUUCUAGUUAUCGUAAUAAACCAGUAAUUGAGUUAUCAAGCCUUUCAAAACCUAUGAUACAAGAAUCUGACCUUGAAAACUUCAGUGAUAUUUAUUUAGAAGGUACAAAAGCUGACUCUUUUAAGACAUGUAUCAAAUAUAUUAAUCUAACUGGCUUCCCAUAUUACUGUUUUAAUCUCAAGGGAAAGAAACUAGAAGAAAAUGAAAGAGAGUUUUACUUUGAACAACUUUUCAUCUUGUCUCCUUGUAACAAUUUGGAUGAUAUUAAGUUUAAGCUUGAUUCAAAUAUAGAUAUUGCUUCUUCUCAUGACCAAAAUCAGAACCAAGUCAAAUAUCAACCUUUUUCUGCUAACUCUUCCAUUUCCAUCAAUUACAUCAACAAUUGUAACUCCCAAAUUCCACUUCUUAAAGUUUCUCUUCCUAAUGAACUCUUUUGCAUAUUCUCAGCUCCAAUUGAUAUUGAUGUAUUAAGAAUUAAGAGAGAAUUCAAGAAUUUAGAUCUGGAAUUUAUUAUUCGAGUCUUGACAGUAUAUAAGUCUUAUAAUCUCGCUCAAAAUGUUCUUAAAUACUAUAAAGAUUUGGAGAAUCAUGAUGAUAUAUGUAAUAAAGUACUUGGACCUCUUCCUAGUGGUCUUAGUUUUACACAUUUUCAAAAUAAUAUUGUCUCAAGUGCAGGUAUCGAUACUAUUAUUCCAUUCCAUAAUUUAUACUAUCUUAAAGGCAAAAUCUCUAAAGAUAGUGAAACUUAUGCCAGAUUAUUUUCUGAUCUAAAACUUGAUUCUUACAUGUUAGGAGAAGAAGAAGCACCUGGUUUGGAAAAUGAGGAAUUUGAAAGAACUUUGGCAAGAUCUAAUGAAAUAGAUCCAAUUCACCAAGCUUCAUCGGCAAUAUUUACACCCUCUCUAAACAAAUCCUUCACUAAAUCAAUCUCAAAAUCUUUCUCUAGAUCAUCAAUCAAGUCUUUCCAAAAUGGAAUUAAAAAGAAUCUUGAAAAAAAACUUUUAAAGAAAGCUGGAAUUGGAAAAAGUGCAAUAGGAGGAUCUUCAAAAAAGUUUAUUUCAAAAGAAAAGAUUAAUAAUCCAAAUUACGUAUACAAAAAUAUUAUAGGAGAAGUAAUACCAAUCAAUUCUCAGGAGAAAUUAUUUUGCCUUAUUUCUAAUAAUAGAAUUGUAAAUAAGACAGGAAUUCCCUUAGAAGUUUGCUUUUUAAAUGAAAACAAUAUUCCAAUACAAUUAUUUGAUAUUUCUAAUGUAUCAGUAGAGAAAGAAUUAACAAAUUUAAUAUUAAAUCAAGAGGUACCUAAUAAUCAAUCUAAGUAUAAAAAUGUUAAUAGUUUUUCAAAAGAGCAAGAUUUUCUCCAACAAGAAGAAGCUAAAAAGUUAAAAGAAAAUUCAGAAUAUGUUACAGAUAAUCACUUAAGUUACAAUGAAACAAAGUCGAUACCUUUAUGGCUGAAUAAUACAGACAUUAUUAAUACAAUAUUAAACUCUAUGCAUCAAAUAUAUAAUGGAGAAAAUGAUACAACAGACAUUUUUGAACAUAAAAAUGAUAAUUUAAACCAAAGACUUAAACAGAAAAGAUUCUAUUACUCUUAUUUUCUGCCUAAUGAUUAUAUGAUGUCAGUUCCACAAAUUGCUCUACUAAAUAAUUACUGUAAAGUUAUUUUUAGGCCAUGCAUUAUUGGAUUUUUGGAGAUAUAUAAUAUCCAUUCUCAAUAUAAUAAUGACAAUGAUAUUGACCAGAUGCUCUUUGAUAAAGAGAUCUUUCUAAAAUAUUCAAAAUUAAUGAAUAAUUACAAUGAUGAAAAUAUACUCAAUGAAGAAUUUCACCAAAUUACAUAUGAACUUUUGAAGAUUUUCAAAACUUCUAAUGGAGAGUUUAUUCUUGACUUAUACUAUUCUUUUUGGAAUAAUUUAAUAAGCAGAUUUACAAAUCCAAGUAAUAAUAUGAUGGAUCUUUCAUAUCUUCAAUCUAGAGGAUGGACUCAUUCUCCUUUAGUAUCCAAUAAAAAUCUGAAUCUUUCUCAAACCCAUUUUUGUAACUUAUAUCCAGAUUUUAAGAAUAAUAAGAAAUCUGAAAGUCACUUUAAAGAGAAUGCAAUUUAUUUCCAGUCAUAUAUUCAAACUUAUCAAUCUUUAUUUCCAGGGAAUAUUCCAAUUAGAAAUAUUCUCUUAUAUCCAAGUUUUUCAUUCUUUAACUUAUCUCCAGCCAUAAUGGAUAUUAAGUUUAGAUCAUUAAAUCAGAAUCUCCUUCAUAAAUGCUCAAAUGUUUUGUUUAGGCUCAAACCAAUGCAUCAUUAUAAUAUAUACCAACUUUCUAAUGAAAUGAAAUUACAGUACAAAGUCAGAAUAAUGUUAGAAACUAACAGUUUAAAUGAGUUUGAGUUUAAUUCAGAAUCUGGUAGAACUGAACACUUAUUAUUCACACAAUGGUCAUCUCCUUUGGACUUGAAUAUGUCAGAAACUGAGACUCCUUUUACUUUAUAUUGUAAUAAUAACUCUUUAAUUGAUUUAAAAUGUACUAUAAUCGACAAAACCAAUAGAAAUUUGUCAGUUAAAAGCCAAUUUGGGUCUCUUUUUGGUAAAAUGCAAAAUAACAUUAUUGCUUUAAGUAUAAGCACUUGGUUUAUUAACAAGACCAAUCAUAAUGUGGUACCUAUUUUUGAGAAUUCACCUUUUCCUUAUAUAAACACAAAAUCUGGUAUUUUCUUUUUAAGUAAAUCUAAAAGUUUAAACUGUCAAAAUGAAGAUGAGCAAGAUGAAAAAAUGAUAUCAGGAGGGAAGAAUACUUCUUCUAUUUCUUCUUCAAACUUAAAUAGUAAACAGUUGAUGAAAAAUAAGCUUGAGGAUGAAGAAAAGAUCUUUCUUUUAAAUAAUAGACACAAUUAUCUAAAGAUAUAUUUUAAUUCAUAUGAUAAUUUAAAAGAAAAAUAUGGAAAUCUUGGGGAGAGAAUUAAUAAUGAGAUAUACCUUAAGGAGGAAAAGGAAAUUCUUGAGGUAAUAAACAGCAGUGAGACAAAUAUUUACAAUAGUGGAGGAAUUAAAAAUUAUGAUGAUUGUAGUUCCAAUAUAGGAUUACUAGAAAUUCCUCCAAUUAAUGGUACAUACUCAUUUCCCAUAGUAAAUGAAGGAAAGGUCUACUUUUUCACAGUUAAAAGUAGUCUUUUGUUUUACUAUAAUGAUUUUUCUUGCUCUAGCAAAGUCAUUACCAUUUCCCCUCACAUUAUUGUUCAGAACAAGACAGAAGAUCAGUUUAUUUGGAGUUCAUUUAUGUUCUCUUCAGGUUCUGAUAAUCUUGACAAGGCUGAUUCCAUAUCCCAAAUAGAUCCAAAUAUUCUCUUUAAUUCAAUGGAAAAGAACACCUCUAAUUAUACCAAUAUGGAACUAAGGAAACAUUUAGGUCCAAACAAGAAUGACUUUGUUACUUCAAUUAGAAUAGAAAAUCCAAUCAAUUCUUUAUCAUUUAACUCUAAUUCAAAUCAAUUCAGUAGCUUACAAGCUUCAAAAUCAAAGUCUGGGUCAGGAAUAAUACCGUUAUCGUCAGGAUCAGGAGGUAUAGAAUCAAGUAACUCAAGCAACUCAGAAAAUAAUAAAAGUAUGAUCAAGGACCAAAGUAUUCUUUUAUUUCUAAGUAGAUAUGUAUCAGAAGUAAACCAAGAAAGAGAGGAUAAAUUAAAUACUAUAGUUAAGAACCCAAAGUGGUCUCAACCCAUACUAAUUUCAUCAGAAAGUAACGGAAUAUUUUAUAUGCAUAUACCAAAAAUGUUUGGAAACCAAAUUCAAGACGGAAUAAUUGUGAAUCCAAAGACUUACUGUAUUGAGAUUAUAGCAUCAAAUGGUUUAUUUAUUUUAAAAAUAAUGAAGGACUUUUCUAUGAAUAAUAAAUGGGAUGGAGUUAUUUUUACCAAUUAUUGUGAUUAUUUAUCCAGGAUUUAUAUUGAGACUUACCAUUUUGAGCAUAAUUUUGAAGAAAGAAAGAAGAAAAGAAAACUUUCUUUGUUAUCAUCAGGAGGAAACCAUUUUUCACCAGGACUUUUAACUAUUGGGACAAAUACUGGUAGUAUGUUUUCUGAUCUAAAUGAUAACAUUACUAUUAGAUACAUAAUAAAUAGUGGAGAAAAAAAGCCUCUAAAAAUUUCUUGGUCAUCUCCUUUUGUGUAUAAUUCAAGGAACUGCAGAUUGUAUAUUAUUCCCAAACUAGAAGCUUCUGAAUCCAAGAAUCAAAUAGGAGGAGGAGGAGGAAGUUAUGGAACUUCUGGUAUAUUGGCAUUUGAUAUGAAUUUUAGAUAUAACCAAAAUAACCCAUACCAAUCAAAGAGGUACAUUUUAUCAUUACCAGAAUCAGACAUAAUUAAGCUAUGUACAAUGUAUCCAUAUUUGAAUUCUAGAUACUUUUUGAACAAGGAUGCAAAGAAAGGAAAUGGAAUGAAUAACUACCCAAUAGCUACUAUUUCUAUAACAGCCAGAAAUAAUGGUCUUUACAUAGAUAUACUUCCACCAAGAAACCACUCCUCCUUACUAUUAAAUCUACUUCGUAAUAACAACAGACCAAUUAGAAAUAAUGAUAAUGAAGAUGAUAGAAAAAAGAAUGAAAUAAGAAAUAAUUUGAAUAUAGAAAAGAUGCAUAUUGAAGAUUUAUACCAAAGAAGAAUGUAUGAAAUUAAUAAGUUUGUUAAUAAUGACGUGUGGUCACUCAUAUAUACAUACUAUAGAAAGAUUACUUUGGAUAUUUCCCAAUUGGGAAUAUCAGUAAUUUCAGAAAAUAGAGAAGCAGAAAUAAUAUACUUAGAGUUAAGUACAAUUCAGUUUAAGAAACAGGAAAAGAAUAGAAAUGGAAUUAUAGAAACUUAUAAGUUUAUAAUAGGUGAUGUACAGAUUGACAAUCAAUACAUUUCAUCAAAUUCAAAGUUUUAUGUAAACAAUUCAAGUAAAUUAUAUGGUUCAACAGAAAUAGAAGACCAAAAUUUGGAAGAUGGUAACAGUACAGAAUUAGAUAAUUCCAUUAUAGUAGGAUCUAAUGGAGUGGCUCCAUAUGUCCUUUUAGCAAAUAGAUCAAAUAGUGAGAAACCAAUAGAAGAUAUAAAUCCUUUUAUGACAGUUAAAUGGAGCUGUUCAAAUGCAAAGUCUCAAUGGGAAACAAUAAUUUACAACUUUGAUUGUGAGAUUAAUGAUUUGGAGCUGAAUUUUGACUUUAAUAUUUAUAGGAUUUUGAAUGAAUUUGUGGAAGAAUGUAGAUAUACAUUAAACAGGCAAUAUAUUUUGGACAUAAGAAGUAUUUUAUCUAAGGAUCAAGUUUUAGAAGGAGUUGAGCCAAAUAUGACAUUUUCAAUUGAAAAGAUAAAAAUUGGAGCUUUAAAUUUGUAUGUUUGGUGUUCCAUCCCUCUCUCUGAACUGAAUUAUAUCCCGGAAUGGUUUAGAAUUGGACUCAGAAUUUUAACAGUUUCAAAUGCUUUGGAGCUAAGAGGAGCUCCAAUUAAGCUAGAAUCACAUAAUUUGGAGAAUUCUAUUGGUACUAUUCAAAAUAUUGCAAAUGCUUUUUAUGAAUAUUAUAUGGCAGAACUACUUUGGAGAAUUGGUACUGUUUUAGGACAUAGUUCUUUUGUAAAUAUUCCACUUGUACCUUUACAAGUUGGGAAGAAUACUUUAAAUAUGGCAUUUUCUACAAUCUCUAUGGUGAAUUCAAAUAUUACUAACCUCCUUUCAAACUUAACAUUAGACACGGAAUAUAUAAAUUCAAGGCAGAGAGAAUUACUUUACAACAGCUCUUCAAUAUAUUCAGCAAAUUCCUUUGGAAAUGCUUCAAAAUUAAUACAAGGCCAAAAUUUUCAGCAAACUUCAAGCCUCCGUCAAGGUUUUGUGCAAGCUGGACAUAACCUUACACAAGGAAUACUUAGCCUUGGUAAUGUGAUCACAAAACCAAUAGAAGGAGCUCAAAAGAGUGGAUUUACAGGAUUUUGUACUGGACUUAUUAAGGGUGUAACUUCAUCAGUUGUGAGACCAAUUGACCAUAUUGGGCAAGCUCUAAAUAAUGUGAUAGAUGGAAUUCAAGCUGAAGUUAACAAACCACUUGGAGGAUAUAAAGAAAGAGUUUAUAGAAGAAGAAUACCUAGAAUGCUUUACUCUCAUUAUAGCAAGAUAGGAGAUUAUGAAAUUCAAGAUGCGUUACUUAGAGAUAUUAUUGGACCAAGAUUUGCUAGACAUCUUGACCAGUAUUUUAUUAUUCCAACGGAUCACUACUCUAUGCCUUUGAUUUUACUUAUUUUCCCAAAAACGAUUGUUCUUAUUAAAUUAAUGUCCAGCUUUUCAAUAGGGGACCUUACAGGGAACUCCUCAACAAGCUUUGGAAAUGGCUUUGUUAGAGGUGGGGGUAGUGCUAAUAAUGGAAACGGAAUUGGUGGAAUGAAUUCAAGUUUUGGAAUUGGGGCAUCAAGUGGAGUCGGAGUUGGUGGCAAGGUAACAGGAGAAGGGGCUGGAGCAGGAUUUUCUUCCUCUUCAAACUUCUCAUCAUCCGGAAGAAACUAUUUUUAUAAGUCUCAAAUAAUUUGGCUGGUAAAUAUCAGCAAUAUUAGAGAAGUCAAAGCAAGCUCUCACGGAAUCCUUAUUGAACUUUCUAACGAAAAAAGAGAUACUCUGCAAAUCCCAAUCUGUAAAUUUUCUUUAAUUAAGGAAAUUAUUGUUGCUUUAGACAACUCUCAAAAUAAUGCGUCUCCCCAUCUUAUAUUUAAGAAAUGA
Messenger RNA from Cryptosporidium ubiquitum, 15915 nucleotides. RefSeq lists its product as uncharacterized. NCBI's taxonomy places the organism in Eukaryota, Apicomplexa, Conoidasida, Eucoccidiorida, Cryptosporidiidae. Bases 1 to 15915 code for a protein of 5304 amino acids. Gene Ontology annotation, biological process: autophagy of mitochondrion; autophagosome assembly; reticulophagy. Gene Ontology annotation, cellular component: extrinsic component of membrane; phagophore assembly site. The transcript has a single exon. Gene Ontology annotation, molecular function: phosphatidylinositol-3-phosphate binding. The record is from RefSeq and is a predicted model, not a curated record.